AUGUCCCAGUCACCAGAGAACAAGGCGGCCUGGCUGCCAGCCUCCAAAGUCACGCCGCUUGAGAUUGGCCCAGCGCCUUAUACAGCACCUGGGCCCCGCCAGAUUGUGGUGAAGAAUGGUGCUCUAGGCAUCAAUUCCGUCGAUUGGGCAAAGCAAUUGCUUGGAGAAGGCUUGCUUGGCUAUCUCAGCUAUCCUUUCAUCCUUGGAGAAGAUGUGGCCGGCACUGUUGUCGAAGUGGGUGAGGGUGUAACGCGCUUCCGCGUCGGCGACCGAGUCGUGGCCACGGCUUCUGCCAUCUCUGUCAACAACACCGCCGAGGGCGGAUUCCAGCUCUACACGCCCAUACGAGAGUGGAUGGCCGCACCGCUGCCAGACUCCAUUUCCUUUGAGCAAGCUAGUGUGCUCCCGCUUGCGAUCCUCACGGCUUCUCACGGCCUGUUUGAUACCGACUACCUCGGCUUGGACUUGCCCACUGUUCCUGCGCGUCAGCCUAGCAGCGGCAAACGAGCCGUCAUCGUCACCGGUGGAGCAUCAGUUGUUGGCAGCACCGCCAUCCAGCUCGCGGUUUCUGCCGGUUAUGACGUUGUAUCGACGGCAUCGCCGAAGAACUUCGAAUACGUCAAGGCUCUCGGUGCCACGCAUGUGUUUGACUACAAGAGCGACACUGUCGUCGACGAUAUCUCUGCCGCUGUUAAGGGCGUCCAUCUUGCGGGCGGAUACUCCAUUGGUGAUGGCUCUGUCAAGCUGCUGGCAACCGUCCUGGCCCAGCACGAAGGCCCCUCUACCAACAAAUUCAUUGCUCUUGCUGGCGGUCAAGGAGAAGGCACCAAUGACCCGAGCAUUGAGGUCAAAUUUAUCCUUCUCGGCCCAGAUUCCGUUGGUCCUGACUCUAUCACGGGCAAAGUUUACACGGACUUCCUUCCGGAUGCACUUGCCAAGGGACAGUUUGUGCCAGCACCCGACGCGACUGUCGUGGGCAAGGGACUGGAAAAGAUCCAAGAGGCUUUUGGAGUUCACAUGCAGGGCGUUUCGGCGAAGAAGAUUGUUGUGUCACUAUAA
This is a messenger RNA of Trichoderma breve, 1059 nucleotides long. Its product is annotated as zinc-binding dehydrogenase domain-containing protein. The transcript has a single exon. Gene Ontology annotation, molecular function: oxidoreductase activity, acting on NAD(P)H. Lineage: Eukaryota; Fungi; Ascomycota; Sordariomycetes; Hypocreales; Hypocreaceae. The record is from RefSeq and is a predicted model, not a curated record. The coding region runs from base 1 to 1059 and encodes 352 amino acids.